Messenger RNA from Drosophila eugracilis, 11706 nucleotides. RefSeq lists its product as uncharacterized. NCBI's taxonomy places the organism in Eukaryota, Metazoa, Arthropoda, Insecta, Diptera, Drosophilidae. The record is from RefSeq and is a predicted model, not a curated record. The transcript is spliced from 4 exons.
ACAAGUGUGUACACACUGGUAAACCCGACCAUUUUGACGCGAUUUCGAUUUCCCAUAAGAAAAAAGAAAAAAACACACAUUUAACUCGGGCGCUCCUGCUGCUGUGUUGUGUGCGUGUGAACGAACCAAAUAUAUACACACAUGAGCUGGAGGACAGUGAAAUCGGAAUUAGUGUUUAUAUAGCACUUUUGAUGGCUGAUAAUGCCGCCGCCGAAAAAUAGUUUGGCCAUCGUUAGUAUCAGUAUCAGAACGGGAACGAGUACAAGUACGAGUACGAUUGCCAGAAAGUAUCGUCGUCCUGCUGAACCCCGCCCCCUCCGCCAUCGUCGCCGCCCCCUCUGCGCCGUACGCACGCAUCGAUUUGGGCUAAACGUUAGAUACCUCCUAACGCAGUUGUUAGGGUGGAAAGAAAGGCCAGGGAAAAAAUAAUACAAAAUACGCAACGAUACUAACUGCAAUGCCGUGCGUUAUUGGUUAUUCGCGUGCAAUCCGCUGAUCCGAUACGGAUCCGGUCCUGCUUUUGUCCAGGUCCGCAUCCCGCAAUCCUCCCCCAAAAAUAUAGAGAAGAGAAAAAAUCCAGAAAUCCCGGAAAAGUGCAAUACAACGAAACGAAACAAAACGAAUUGUAGCGAAAAGCUGGAGAGACCAAGACCAAGUCACAAAAGUCGCAAAUCGAAGUGGAAAGUGGAGUGGAGUGCUAAUAAUGCUAUAGGCCAAAACAAUAACCGAUAACAGAUAAAUCCGAGGAGUUGAAAAUGUUUAUUGUAUAAUUUCCAAUUGAGCAGGUGUGCGUGCGUGUGUGUGAGUGACGAAGCAGUAAGCUUGAGCAACGAACCGCCCGACGGACGACCAAGUGGCCUCCACAUGAAGACCAUGUCGCGCUUUGGCCUGCGCCGUGGCUUCAAGUUCUCGGAGGAACAAGUCAACGGCAAGAAUCCAAUUGGACCGACCACACCCCCAGCUACAGCUUUAGCUGCCGCUGCCGCUACCACUGCCCCCAAUCCACGCAAGAAACGGCAGACCAGGCAGGCGGAGGAAGUGGACGUAGAGCAGGAGGAUUUGGAACCGCACGAGGAUCAACCAGAACCGGAGGCGGAUCACGAACCACUCUCGCUAAUAUGCAGCCUCCCAUUGGAGCGACUGCCCCGCCUUGUGGAGAAGCUGCAUCAGAUGACGGAGGAACGGGAAAGGGAACGGGACCGAGAACGCGAAAGGGAACGAGAGCGGGACGAGGCCGCUGGGCUAGGAGGAGCAGGCCAUUCAAAGGUCCUGUGUCUGUACUGUGAUAGGAAGUUCGCCUCCGGCAAGCUGCAGGCAAAGCAUGUGGAGAAGUUUCACACCGAGCGGCAGGAGCGACGCUGCAGCGGCCGUUCCACCAGCUCCAAUUCCCAUCCCGCCGGUGGCUUCCCAGGUUGCCAGUGGUGUGGGCAACAGGCCAAUCGCCGACAGACCACGCCACCCCAGAUUUGCCUGCCGGCCAAGCAUCUGGAUCAGCUAUUCCAGCACCUAAGCGAGCAGCAUGCGGACAAAUACUUUGGCUGUCAGUCGUGUCGCCUGCGCUUCCAGGAUGCGGACCAUUUGUCGGGGCACCAACGACAACAGCAUCCGUUGCAACAUCCUGAGGAUGCCCAUGCCCCCAAGCCUGGUCUAAUGGGUGCUGAUGAGCCGGUGCUCUUUCGCCUCGGACUCACGCAGAACCGUCUGCCCAGCCAUCGGAAUCGCAAUCAGCGCAAGGAGGAAGAACCGCCGCCCUUAGCCACGCCCAGUGGCAAGUCUCGGAGCAGCAGCCGGGCAGCAGCUCAGCGGCAACAACAUCAGCAGGUGCAGCCACAGCAGGUCACACCGGCUGGAAGUCAGGCUCUGCAAUCGCAGGAAGCUGUCAAUCCUGAUGCAGUCUUUCGACUGCCAGCAAGCAUGGCUUGCGCCUCCUCCUCAUCCUCCUCCGCCGUCAGCUCAGUGUUCGAUGACAAGUUCUACAAGGAUGUUAUCUUUAAUGUGCGCCACAAUCUGCAGAAUCAUCUCGACGGUCGGCUACUCACGUCCGCGUCGUCGUCAUCAUCCUCAUCGUCGUCCGCAUCCCAGAAGCAGGAACUGAUCAUGCUGCACGGUCCAAGCCAGCUGGGUCCCGGUGGCGCAUCAUAUCCCACGCUGCUAACCGCGGAGCAAUUCGGCGGCACGGGGGAACUGUUGCCACUGGCCAAGUUCCGGCGGAGACCGCAUACCAAGCACAGCUGGAAGUGGAAGUGGGACUACGUAAAGAAGUUUACGUUAAUCAAUGAGGGCGGAAGGCUAAUAAAGAAGCUGAAGCAGCCAAAUUACCUGGGCCUUCGCGAUCUCUCCAAGCUGGACAUGUGGACCCAGCUGACGAUGCGCCAAAAGCACGAUCUCUCACUGUCGUUAGCGGAAGAGCAGAACCAUGAGCAGCGCCGCUUGUUAGAGCAGCUUAAUCUCAUUCUGGACCACCGUCUGUUGCCGCACAUCAUCUUAGAGCAAAACGAACAGGCGGUCAUCAAGUGCGAAAACGAGGAGGAGGACGAUGGACGGGAUUUGCAUCCUGGAGAUGACCUACUGCCUCAGACUUUUGCCGACGAGAGUUUCCUUUCCCUGCUGCAGCUUAAACCGAAAUCUGGGACCAGCGAUCAGGUCCGGGAGUCGGACCAGGAGCGAGAACGGAAUAGGAACCGAAGGGCCGUCGUGCUCAGCGGCGAGUGGGCACGGCCACGACUCUACCUGUGCAUAUGUUGUGGCGCCAAGUUCGACCAGCGGAAGUCGCUGGAGGAGCACAAGACCUUCCGCCACUCGCACAUCUACGCCACGCACUACGAGGUUGUUGGACGGGAACUGCUUGCUGGAAACUUGCUCCGCCACCUCUUCAUACCCAAACGGGCGCUAGGACGUUUUGCUGCCGCGAGCAACUGCAUACGAUGGCCUCAGAUUGCGCCUGCACCAGUGCAGCAGCCCAAACAGGAGCAGGAGCGGGUGCAGCCAGAGGAGGAGACCAGGUCGUCUGCCUCUUCGCGCUCCUCGUACGAGGUGUCCACGCCCACUCCGCUUUCGGGACUAGAGCAGCAGCAACCAUCGCCGGCCUCGGGAUCGGGUAAUGCGUCCUCUUCGUCGUCCUGCUCGCCCAGCUCAUCCUCUGCCUCCACUCUAAUGUCGGCCGCCCCUACUUCGAUGUCCAACUCCACCUGCAUCUCCUCCACUGCGACAACGACGCUGUCGUCCUCAUCGUCCGCUCCUUCUAGCUGCACCAAGUGCGGUCGCAAGUGCAGCGGUCUUAUGGAUCUCUAUCGACACAUGCUGGACUGCUCUGGCGACUAUGUGUGGUCCCUGGCCAAGAAGCGGAAGUAUCGCUACUACUGCGGCACCAAAAAGCGACGAGCCUUCUCCAAGAAGCCGCUCAAACAACUCUCCGCCCGCAAGAAAGAAAAGUUGGAGGUGGAAGUAGAGGAGGGAAUCGGAGAUGGCGAAGCCGAUGGAGAUGGCGAUGGAGAGCCCGAGGGCGAUGAGAGUGGCUCCAGUUCAUCCAAGUUGAAGAAUUCGCCGCGCCAAAGGCCCAGCGAUGCCGAAUCCAUAAGGAAAAUGCUGGAGAAUCUUCCCGCCAAGCGCAUCUGCAAAAAGAUAUUCCCCGUUGACAACAAGGCCAAGCGUAAGGCUAAGAACAAGGCCAAGGCCAAAUCCAUGGUCAAGUCACUGGUCAAAUCGAAAUCCAAACAGCAGCGCAGCAGCACCAAGAGAAUCUACAAUCAGCACUUGCUGCGCACCACGAGAUCCCGAUCGAGAUCCUCUGUGGUGACGACAGGCUCGUCGGCAGCCGCUGUCGCCGCUAAGCAGCAGCGCAGUCGCCGUAAACAGAAGCAACAGCAGCAAAAGGCCAAAUUGGACAAAGCCAAAUCUCCGCCAGAGCCACCGGCUACAGCCGCGUCGGAGGAUUUGCCAAGCAAACCUGAGGCGAAACCGCCCGCACCCACAGUCACUGCCAAGUCACGAUCUCCCGCUGAGGAAAAGCCAUCCCUGCGACUUGAGCUGCCCCUAACACUUUCAGAGGCAGCUGCUCCACCUGCCUCUGUGCAGGAGUCGGAGCCCGAGCCCGCAUCGCCUACUCCCAGCAAGCAGCUAAUGCCCACACCGCCCACAACUCCUGCACCAGCCACCAAAUCCCCGCAAUCUGUAGCUACAGCUCCACCAUUCUCCACCAGCACUCGACUAACGACGCCAAAUUCGACUGUAAAGCGUAGCAAGAGGAUUAGCGACUGCAUAGCCAUGCUCACCGGCAAACUGGAGGAGAAGCUUAAAACGGAGCAAGUGCCUCCGCCUGUGCCAUUUGAAAAGGAGAAAGAAAAAUUGGAGCAGAUUAGGCCGACUGAAAAGGUGGAAACGACACCGAAACUGGUGGAUUCAAAUGCAGUUCUUGCGUGUGAUAAGGAACGAGUGCAGACAAAGACGCCCAAACGUAAAGCAGUUUCGCGGCGAAUCAUUAAGGUGGAUGCCACACCGGAACCCGUGGUGGAGUCUUUACUGGCGCCAAAACCACCGGCGGAGCUGGCAGAAGCAGUUACGAUUCCGCUAGCAGUUCUUCCCUUACCACCAGUUGGUCCUCCCACUUUGGUUGCAACGCCUGCUGCACUUCCUCCUCCUGCUGCUCUUACACAUCCUGUGUUUAACAGUAUACCAGUGCCUGUGCCGGUUCCUCCGCCAGUCGUGGCACCAGCUCCUCUGCCAGUCGCUGCACUUGCUCCUCUGCCAGUCAAUGCACCUGCCACUCAGCCAAUAACUACUUUGACACAUCCGCCACCGAGGCGUACGCCCACCAAGGCGGCGGCCAAACAGAUGGCUGCCCCACCACCGAAACCAGCCUCGUUGGCUGCCCUGAAGCAGUAUCCUCCGUUGGAAGCGACGCUGGCAGUACCGCCUCCUAUCCCUGCGCCCGUAUCUGUGGCCGUUCCUCUUCCUGUGCCAGUCGCAAUGACGUUGGGAAUGCAGGGAAUGCCAGCUCCACUGCCAGUGGGACCAGUACCCGUACCCGUGAACGUUAAUAUGUUGCCUAAGGUGCCAUUGUAUAUGCCACAGCUCCAAGGCAAUACAAACCCUAAUCCAGCACCAACAACCAUGUUCGUGAUGGAUCAUCAACCCCUGAAUCUGACCAGUCAGCGAGGAGUGCUUCAAAAGCCGUUGAUUAGUGGUACAACGGGGGAUCCUGGACUCGUUGGACUACCGCAUCUUCGCACUGGAGGUAUGCCUGCCAGAAGGCAGACAAUCUGUGGAUUCGAGGCAAGAAACUUGAUCGGUUUGGACAUUGAUAUGGAGCCCCUGGAUCUGUCGAAGAAGUCAAGCAGAAAGCCGUCUCCUGUGCCGCCGCCAAGGAUGCAACAGGAGAUGACAAUGCCCCUGGUCCCAUUGCCCUUGGUGACGGGAGCAACUGGUCUGCCAUCUCAACAGCAACCGGGUGCACCCCUUGCAACCACGACUCCAGGUGGUGCUCCAGUACCUUGUCAGCUGCCUAUGACAGGGGGAGUUCCAGCCCCACUGGCAUCGCAAUAUUACUCCAACCUGGACCUGCUCAAGAUCCCACAGGUGCGUAAUCCCGGCACUGGCGUGGUGGUGCCGUCCAGCGGUCCACCAUCCGUUUCUGUUGCCGCAUCUGUUGCUGCGCCGGUUCAUCCAGUAAAGGGCUCAGGUGGGAAAAAGCGUUCUCUAGAGGGAACUGGGAAUUCUAAAAAGGACAAUGGUAAAGGCCAGGCCAAGGUGUUUCCACGCAUGGAUGAGGUGGUUAACAACCAUAUCGACGAUGCCAUUAACUCAGUUAUUAUGGCUGUCCAAGCGAGUUUGCCGGACUAUGAUGAGGAGGGAGCAGGCUAAAAGGAAAGAGAGAGGGAAGUAGAAAGAGAAAGAGAGAAGGAAAAGCUGGAGGAAACGCCGCCCAAAUCAACAGCAAGCAACUGCAUCUUGGCGUUACAACCCUCCGCAGGACUACCAUUAUUACCAGCUUUUGACAAAUGUCAAUCUGUGAAUGCUAUUCCUGCGGCUGUUAUUCCUUCUGCUGCUCUAGUUCCCGUGACUCCAGUGCCGCAGCCUGCGCCUGUCAAGAACUUAGCGCCUAAGAAGCGUUCCAUGCGGUCGCGAACCAUCGAUUGUCGCUCAGCCCUGCUAGCCUUGGAAGAGACGUUACCGGUGGCACCUUUGCAGCAAUGCAUCCCGCUGCCGGUGAAUGGCAAUGCGAUAGGUGAAAUUCAUCCGUUGCCAGAUACAAUCCCGGCUCCAGCUACAGUCCUGCCCCAAACGCCCGUCCUAGUUCAAGGUCCGGUAUUGAGUCUGAGAGAAAAGAAGCCUGAUAUUAUACUGUCGGCUACUGAUUCGACGACCGUUCCUGUCACCACGUCUGCAGCCACUCCCCCGCCUAUUUUUAGCCAAUCUCCGGAAUCUCCUGAUCCUGUUCCAGCGAUCGUUACACAGCCGGAAACGUCUGUGCCUACUCCUGUGCCCGUCUCCGUAAUUUCCGUGGCACCCGCCUUGCCUCUGCCACCGCGCACUGCCACGCCCCCGCCAACCACGAUGGCAGAGACCAACUGCAGUUCCCUGAUGGAGGAACACAGCAGCAACCUGAACAACAACACCUCCUCGGGCUUCCACAGUCUAGCGCAGUCGGAGCAGCCAAUACCAACGACAGCCACCACACUAGCUGAGGAACCAGCUCCGGCUAAGGAGGAGGAGGAAUUGCCCACCAAAAAGAAGCAGCGUCGGCGACGGAAGAACGAACUGGCGGCUAUUGUGGCCGAUCAACUGUUAGAAAGCUUUAAGAUCGACAAUGCCCGGAGGGAUAAUCUUAAGAAGCUGGAGAAUCUGGCGUACGAGAAAAGUGAGGACUUGCUACUCACCGGGAUGUUGCUCAUGUCUAGCACCAAGCGUAAUGCUGCACUCGGGCCUUCCUCCGCUGCUGCCGCCAAAUUAGCGAAGAAGGAGGUUGAGACGGUAACAGAGUCGCCGCCAAAUCCUCCAGUGCGUGGCAGGCCGAAACGUCGUCAGAGUUGCUACUACCGCCGGGGCAAAGCCGGUGGAGUUGGUGGCGGCGGUGGCAAGGCUACCAAUGAAAACAUUAGUCUGCUCAAGUCUUCGCUAGAGUCCUUCUCUAUUGGCAUCGAGAAGCAACUGCUCGCGAAGGAAGCUAGGGAGGCCAAAGACUCACAGCCGACGGCAGGAGCCAACAGCCAGACUCAGCCGCCAGUGAGUUCCAUACUGCGGCCAAGCAUCCUGAGCAGCGCCGUAGUUAGGGAUCAACAACAGCAGUCUAAGCAGCAGCAGGGCAGCAAGCAGGAGAAACAGGAGCCGAUACCGCCGGCACCAACUUUUAGUCGUGAUCCACGACUUAACAAAAACAUACACAAGGAGCAGGUGGAGCACAAGGAGCCGGCUAGAGAGCAGUCAGCUCCCACGACGAACGACAAUCCUGAAGAGGAGGACAACUAUCUCACGGAGAUUGCCAAGAACGUAAACGAGAAGAUCAUGUCGGCCACUACCAACGAGGACUUUGAGUUUGCCCACGACGAGUUCGACGGGGAGGGAGAUCCCGACCAGGAUCAGGACCAGGACAAAUACUAUCGUCCACCCACUUCGAUGAGCGUGCGUAGUGCACCGAAUCUGAAUGAUGAGCACUCGAACUUCGGUUCCAUGUGUGACGAUAACACGAACACCGAGGUGAUGGACAUGGAUCUGGAUGAUGAGAUGAGUGUGUACACUAGUUACUCCCAAGAUCUGGGACGCGGUGGACGCGGGCGCCGAAGAAGAAGACGAAGGAGUGUGUUGCUCACGCGACGUCCAAAAAAGCGGACGCAGCGUAGCGAACUGGAUGCUGAGAAGUAUGGCUGCAAGUUGUGCGGUAAAAGCUUCUUCACGGCCACCUCGCUAUCCAAGCACAACAUGACCCUAGCCCAUGUGUCUAAGCUGUCUGCCCAGGAGUACUUGCAGUCACAGACAGCUCCUUCCAGUCCCCAGCAUGCGCACGAAUUGGAUAACAAUAGGGAUGACGGACAAGCUGAGAUGACAGUGCAACAUCAGGAGGAGCAGCCGGCAGCAGCUCCACAGCAGAUGAGAGCCUCCGUGCUGAUGGUUCCCUCCCAGGUGGCUCACCAGGAAAGGGAACGAGAGAUGCAUAGGAUUCAGGAGCAGAAGAGGGCCCAGCUACAGAGGGAGCAUGUCCAUCAUCAUCAACAGCAGCAGCAGCAACAGGAGCAAGUGCAUCAUGUGAUUACAGAGGCAAGUCUGCGGCUGCACGACAAUCAGCACAGUCCGACAGCUCAAACUGGGUCUCGUCUUAAUCUUAAUCCCGACGAGCGUCUAUUCUACGAGUGCUGUAAUAUUCUGAAGAGCGCCGAAACGCCACGUCCCCUUCCCGGCGGAGGUGCUGGUCCCGCCACCACAUCAGUGAUAGUGACGGCGGGCAGAAAGCAACCGCCACCGCCUCCAGCUUCACCGUCGCCAUCUCGGUCGUCUUCAUUGCCGCCACCAGCAUCGCCAUCGCCGUCGCUUCCACCGCCUGCGUCUCCUUCGCUUUCUCUACCACCGCCGGCCUCACCGUCUCCGUCUCCCUCGCCGCCGCCACCCGCAGAGGUACCUGCUCCUGUUCCUGCUUCUGCGCCAGUUCCUGCUCCUCAUCCAGCUCCUGCUGUCUGCCAUCAGCCGGUCAUCCAACAGCUGUUCCGCAACCCGCCCGCAGUUACGCCCACCACCACUCCCACCAAUCACAACCGGCUCUCGCCCAGUUACUCGGCUGUGUCUCAGUUUUCCGCCACCACAACUUCUCGCUUUAAGACGAAGGCUGCUAUGAAGGGCUAUGAGAACGUGAACCUGCAGAUGGACUUACUGGAGCUGGCCAAGACGGGCAGAGGAGUCUGCAAGCUGACUGAAUUGGCGGACAUUGCACUGGGCAGUGAGAAGCCCGGCGGCGACUUCCUGCCCCAUCUGCCGCCUGCACCCGCGACUCCUGCCGUACCAGCUUUACCAUCUGCGAUGCAACAGACUCCCACGCCAACGCCCACGCCCACUGGCACGCCCACAGUGACACCCACCGGACCAAUGGAGCAGCAACAGAGUUCCACGUCCUCGAAAACGAUAAUGCACGCCUCCAUCAUCAAGGCGGCAGCGGGUGUAGCCAGCUCGGCGACACUGCCUCCAGCGUCCGGACGGAUAAUCAUUCCCGACCGGCCUUUCAAGAACAUUGGACUGGAGGAAAAGGCCCCCAUAACGUUUCAGAAGCCCAAGACAUGUGUUAACUUGCUGCAGGAGCAGGAUAACAACAGCGUCUCGACCGUUAGUUACUCCGACCGAGAUGAUUACGAUUUUGGGACACUGAGUUGUGACGGCGAUGUGGACCCGGAGCCAGAACCUGAGGUUAGAGUUGGAGUGCCCGCAAGUCGUGUAGUUCCGCCGCCAGCAGGAGGGCGAACCAUGUCGACCUCCAGCUCGUCAUCCUCAUCUUCCUCGUCAGCGAAAAAUAGCAGAAGUGGCAGCCGGAGUAGCAGCAGCAGUUCUAGUCGGGCCACGGCCAAAACAUUUGAGAAUAAGUCGCUGAUCAUGGGCCGGAUUUUCAAGCACGCCAGUAGCGCCAAGGCACCGGUGGUGGCUACAUCAGCGGCAGUUCUGCCUGGUCCCAGUGUGGUGCCUGGAAUGGCCAAGAUUAAGGCGCUGCCGAAAAACCAAGCGAAUCUCGACCAAAUCUUUGAUGAGCUGCGUGGUGGCGGAGCGGCUAAAGCAUCCGAUAUGGAAGCUUCCCCAGCCAUGAUGCAGGAGAACUGGGAACGGCAUCAUCAAGCGCUACAGCAGCCACACCAUCAUCAGCAGCAUCACCACCAUCACCAUCACCACCACCAUCAUCAGGUGGAACCCAUGGCUGCGCCAGCAGCUCCGGCAGCGCCGGCGGCAAUGCCCGCACCCAGUGCAUUACCACCGGGCAGAAAGCCGAAGAACUCAGUAGCAAAUACUACCAAAAAGGCCACCAAAUCCACCCCGGCUAAGGCAAAAGCCAAAUCAAAGGUAGCCGCCGCAGCCUCUGGAUCCUCCUCAUCCAAUCGUAAGCCGCGCAAGGAUCUAACCAAGCUGCAGUCCGAACUAGGUAUGAGUCACGAAGAGAUAGAACAGCUGAUCGAUGAGGGGCAACGCAAGUCCAAGCGACGCUGCGCCACCAAUCGGCCCAAGAAACUGGUGGAGACUUGGAGCUCUGACGAGUAUGAGGAGUUCUUGUCCACCAAGGACAUUAUUGCAUUGAUCGAGCAAAAGGAGCAGCAGGAACAGCGACGCAAGCGUAAGACCAGUGAGGCAAACACCCAGCCGGAGCCCGUGGUUCCACCGGUGGCUAGCAAGAAAGCUCAAAUGCCUCAGGCAGCUCCAGCGAAGCGGAAAAACCGCGCUGGCGAUAAGAAGCAAAUACCAGCUGAAGUGGAGCAACCGAAACCGCGGGCAAGGCAACGAAACCAACAACCGCCCCAUACACCUCCUGCUCUUCCAACUGUGGUGAACGCUCCUCAACCAGAUGUUGUGAUGCCUCCUGCUAAGGGAAAAUCCAAAACAACUGCCAAGAGUAAAACUCCAGUGGACAAGGCAAACAACAAUCGUAAAAAGCGCGGCAAUGAAAAGCAAAAGAUGCAGCUGAAUAAGGAGGAUGAGGAAGAGGAGCAGGCAGAGGCGGAUGUGGAACCAACAACCAGGACACGCAGGUCAAGGCAACAGCCCAAGGCAAAGGCUGACCAGGAAAAGGAACCGACACCACCACCACCCCUGCCCGUAGCUUCUCAGCAAGAACCUCAAAGGGAAAGGAUAAAGGCGCGUUACAAUAAUCCCCAACAGUUGCCGCCGCCUCCGCAUCCCAGGAGUAGCUCAGUUGCCACCACCAGCAGCACCACCAAUAAUAACAACAAUAGCAGCAGCAGCAACAAGAAUCUUAAGACCAAACGAAGAUCCCAGACCAAUCGCCAAUCUCCAGCGAGAAGAAAGCGGCCGGCAAGCGAGAAGCAACUGUACUACUGGAGCAGCUCCAGCGAUGAUGAAUUCGGGCGCUUAGACGACGAGGGUGAAGCGGCCGAUGCAGGUUCUCGAACAGGAGCUGGAAGCGAACAGAGAGACGGGGAUAGGAUGGAGCUGGAGACGGAGGAGGCGUCACCGUCACCCGGCAAGCACUUUGAAGAGAACGAGCCGUACCAGAAGCACGGCUGGAUCGUGGGUGACUCGCACAAGAAGCUAGUAAAGCUACUGGCCAUUGCCAAGGGCAGCAAGAAGGGAGACAACUGCGGUGUCAAGCGGCGCACGCCCAAGCGCAAGUGCUAGGAGUGGGAAAAAGGCGUAGAGCUACAUCUGGAUAAGCACACGCUGGAUGAGUAUAUUCUCCUGCCAGAAAAGUCAUAGCCAUAGGCCUCGAGGGCGGAGUCGGUGCGGGCAGCCGACCACCCAUCGCCGCCAUCGAUCACAUACGUACUGCCAUUGUGUCAUCGUUAAUCGUUAGCGCCAGUGCCAGGAGGGGAUCAUCUGGAGAUGGAGCUAUAGCUGAAGCUUAAGCUAAAGAUAAAGAGCCCAUUCGCCACGCAGAUGCCUCCCGGCCCUGGUCCCAUUAACCGUAUGCGGAGUAUAUGCAACAUAUUUUUCUUUCUUUUAAACAUCUAAGCGUUACAUUAUUUAGGUUUUUUUUUAUUAAAUGUAUUUAUAAUUAAUAAACAAAACAAA